AUGCAGUACGGUGGUGCUGUAGCACAGUAUGGGGCGUACCAACAACGCUACCCUGUUGCUGCUAGCCAAGGCGGGAUUGCUGCCAUUCCUUCCCUUAGCAAGUCGCCAAUGAUUCGUGAUGUGUGGGAGGACAACUUAGAGGAGGAGUUCAGCGUCAUCCGGUCCCUUAUCAAGGACUACCCGUAUGUGUCCAUGGACACGGAAUUCCCCGGAGUGGUAGCGAAACCUGUCGGUAAUUUCAAGGCAACUCACGAGUUCUACUACCAAACUCUUCGCUGUAAUGUAAAUAUGCUCAAGAUGAUUCAGCUAGGAAUUACGCUGCUCAAUGAAAAGGGCGAGGUACCCGAAAACUGCUGCACCUGGCAGUUUAACUUCCGCUUCUGCCUCACAGAGGACGUGUAUGCACAGGAUAGUAUCCAAUUGCUUCGCCACGGCGGCAUUGACUUUGACUACUUUGCGCAGUACGGAGUUGAGGUGUCGCAUUUUGCGGAACUGCUCAUCUCGAGCGGCCUCGUCCUCAACAGCGACAUUCGCUGGCUCGCUUUCCAGGCCGGAUACGACUUUGGGUACCUGAUGAAGGUAGUCUGCGGCAAGGAUCUUCCGGAGAAGGAGGAAGACUUUCUGCAGAUCUUUCACUCCCUCUUUCCCUGCGUGUACGACAUCAAGUAUCUUCUGCGUUCCACGGAUCUCUCGCACUCCCUCGGUUUAGAUCACCUCUCGGCGAGCCUCCGGGUGCGCCGCUUCGGCAUGGCGCACCAGGCUGGCAGCGACUCCCUCCUCACUGGCCACUGCUACUUUAAACUGCUCCGGGAGUGCUUUGGCGGUAAUCCCCCCAUAGGCAGCAACGGUGUGCUGUACGGGUUGUACGAAGACGCGUCGGCGGCGGCAACGCCCAGCAGCACGACGAUACCUGGCGGAAGUGCGCACACCUUCGCGUCGUUUGCCGCCGGCAAAAGCACGGCAUUCCCAUCCACGCCGCUCUCGCACACGCUGAAGGGCCACAACUAA
This is a messenger RNA of Trypanosoma conorhini, 1008 nucleotides long. Its product is annotated as putative CCR4 associated factor. The record is from RefSeq and is a predicted model, not a curated record. Bases 1 to 1008 code for a protein of 335 amino acids. NCBI's taxonomy places the organism in Eukaryota, Euglenozoa, Kinetoplastea, Trypanosomatida, Trypanosomatidae. The transcript has a single exon. Gene Ontology annotation, cellular component: CCR4-NOT core complex; P-body; CCR4-NOT complex. Gene Ontology annotation, molecular function: poly(A)-specific ribonuclease activity; nucleic acid binding.